Messenger RNA from Guyanagaster necrorhizus, 1023 nucleotides. RefSeq lists its product as uncharacterized. NCBI's taxonomy places the organism in Eukaryota, Fungi, Basidiomycota, Agaricomycetes, Agaricales, Physalacriaceae. The coding region runs from base 198 to 932 and encodes 244 amino acids. The transcript is spliced from 2 exons. The record is from RefSeq and is a predicted model, not a curated record.
CUAUCUAAGUACAAACUUAAGAUGCUAAUUAGCUGUAAACUUAAGCAAGUGCCUGUCAUUUCACAAAUUCACUCGAACGUGCAGGACACGUGGCCUAUCUUGGCGCCACCCCGAUGAUCGACGUAUAAAAGGCACCGAUACAAUGCAAUUCCUUUUGACCACUCACCACCACCACCACGAGUAUCUCUGCUACGGCGAUGGAUUCUCGCAACUCCGACUAUGACCCACAACUCGCAGCAGCACUUGAGGAUCGCAUCUUCGUACCCGCCGAGCAAUUCCUGCCGACCCUUCUUCCCCUUCCUGCAGACUGGCGUACGAAUACAACCGUACGGGGCCAGAUAGACGCGAUCAGACGCGAUUCCAUCUUCCAGCUCAUCUCCAAUGAAUACCUCGGGGCCUCCAGCAGCCGUCUAUAUGAUAGCAUGCGUCUGCGCGUGCUCGACCUGACAUCCGGCGCAAAGAUGUCUGUUCGUCCUCAUUUCCUGGAAUAUGCUAUCCGAGAUGAGUGGCUGGACGAUGCGCGAGGCGCUAAAUAUCGCCUUCUGCCAAAAGAAGCGCCACGGCCUACCGAAGGAGACGCUCAGGAUAAGGAUCAGGACAGGAAGGAGGACGCAGCCGAUGACAUCACGAUGGAGGAGGAGGAGGCUGAUACGUACUGCGAUGACCUCUACGAGCGCAGGAAGAUGAUGUUCCAGUGCGGUGAAAAGGCCAUGACGGUUCUCGCAAGAUUGUCUUCGCAUUCUCUGGGACUGCUUCUAUCACCAAAGAAGGCUCAGCCACUCUAUUACGACCGGUCUGCUAUCGUCAUCUGCGAAGCGUUGAACAUUGUGGACAAACAGGGACAACUCACGGAUAUCUUCAUAGCCAUGCUCAUCGGUUUCUCAGCUGUUCCGGAGAGGAGCGGUAUUCCGUCUUUUCUGAGUGCGGAAUAGAAUAAGCUCGUGAUGGAAAGGAAAUUGUGGUGUGUGUGUAUAAUCAAAGCAUGUAUCGUAUGCAGCACCUUCAAGUUCAUCUCUGGACGCG